CGGGUAUUAGAUGAAAUAUAAAUAGGCUGGUUUACUAGUCAGACGUCGUCAGAGAAUAGGAACCCAAUGAUUCCCAUAUGUCCAGUAGUCUCCUUCACCUAUGUGCCCAGCCGGCUUGGUGAAGAUGCCAAAAUGGCUACCGGCAACUACUUUGGAUUUACCCAUGGCGCUGCUGCCCAGUACAGUCAGCAGCCAACUGCCGGGGUAGCCUACACCCACCCCACCACAGUGGCCAGCUACACUGUGCACCAAGCCCCUGUGGCGGCACACACCGUUGCAGCCGCCUACGCCCCCACCGCAGCCACAGUUGCCGUAGCCAGGCCAGCACCGGUCGCUGUGGCGGCCGCUGCUACUGCUGCAGCUUAUGGAGGCUACCAACCGACCCAUGCCGCCACAGACUAUGGCUAUGCCCAACGCCAGCCUGAAGUCCCUCCUCCACCACCGCCUGUCACCUCCCAGAACUACCAGGAUUCCUACUCUUAUGUUCGCUCUACAGCUCCGGCUGUCGCUUAUGACAGUAAGCAGUACUACCAGCAGCCCACUGCCACAGCGGCUGUUGCUGCUGCACAGCCACAACCAACUGUGGCAGAGUCCUACUACCAGACAGCUCCUAAACCAGGAUACAGCCAGGGGGUAACGCCAUACACGCAGACUCAGCAGACCCGACAGGUGACUGCCAUCAAGCCGGCUGCUCCCAGCCCAGCCACAUCCACCUUCUCCAUCUACCCAGUGUCCUCCACUGUCCAGCCAGUGGCUGCCGCUACGGUGGUCCCUUCUUACUCCCAGAGCCCUACGUAUAGCACAAAUGCUGUCACAUACUCUGGUACCUCAUACUCGGGCUAUGAAGCAGCAGUGUACUCAGCAGCCUCCACCUACUACCAGCAGCAACAACAGCAGCAGCAACAGAAGCAGGCGGUAGCAGCUGUUGCAGCUUCGGCAGGAUGGACAGGCAGUACCUUUACCAAGAAACCCCCUUUCCAAAGUAAGCAGCUGCGCCCCAAGCAGCCACCCAAACCCCCUCAGAUCCACUACUGUGAUGUCUGUAAGAUCAGCUGCGCGGGCCCACAGACCUACAAAGAGCAUCUGGAAGGCCAGAAGCAUAAGAAGAAGGAGGCAGCACUAAAGGUUUCUCAGAGCAGCAGCAGCAGUGGCAGCGGCACUGGUGGAGGUGGAAUCUCAGCCCGCAGCGCUCAGAACCAACUCCGCUGUGAACUCUGUGACGUGUCUUGUACUGGCGCUGAUGCCUAUGCCGCCCACAUCCGGGGAGCCAAGCACCAGAAGGUAGUGAAGCUUCAUACCAAACUUGGCAAGCCCAUCCCCUCCACAGAACCAAGUGUAGUGACCCAGACCCCCUUGUCCACCACAGCUGCCCCCAGCAAGACCCCCGGCUCUACCCUGGGGAGCUCCAGCACCACCUCCUCUCUGUCCAUAGUCCCCUCCUCUUCCUCUUCCUCCUCCAGCUCUUCUCCUGCCACCUCCAACUCAACCUAUCUGAAGCCAGUCAACAUAGUCAGCAGUGGUGUUGGUAGUAUGAAGAACCCAGCAGCCAGCAGCCUCUCCUCUGCCAACUCCACAACAGCCGUGAAGAAAGUCAGCACCCCCAAGAUCAAUUUUGUUGGUGGAAACAAAUUGCAGACCACAGCAAAGGUGGAGGAGACCAAGGUAGAGGUAUCCAAGCCUGUGCCGUCCUCAUUAACUGCUCAGGAGACCAAGAGUGAUGUCUCAGAUUCACUAUCUACAUCGGCCUUGGCUGCACUACAGAGUGACGUCCAGCCUGUGGGCCAUGACUAUGUGGAGGAGGUCCGAAAUGAUGAAGGUAAAGUCAUCCGCUUCCAUUGCAAGCUGUGUGAAUGUAGUUUUAACGAUCCAAACGCAAAGGAGAUGCAUCUUAAAGGUCGGAGGCAUCGCUUGCAAUACAAGAAAAAGGUGAACCCAGACCUUCAGGUAGAGGUGAAGCCUAGCAUCCGGGCCAGGAAGAUUCAGGAAGAAAAGAUGAGAAAACAGAUGCAAAAAGAGGAGUACUGGAGAAGAAGAGAAGAGGAGGAGCGCUGGAGAAUGGAAAUGAGGCGAUAUGAGGAAGAUAUGUACUGGAGACGCAUGGAGGAAGAGCAGCACCACUGGGAUGAGCGGCGCCGUAUGCCUGAUGGAGGGUUUCCCCAGGGUCCCCCCGGUCCCCCCGGCCUGCUGGGAGUCCGGCCUGGCAUGCCUGGCCUGCAGCCUCAGGGACCUGUGCCUCCACGUCGACCUGAUUCCUCAGACGACCGCUAUGUCAUGACCAAACAUGCAGCCAUCUACCCUUCAGAAGACGAGCUCCAGGCUAUUCAGAAGAUUGUGUCCAUCACCGAACGCGCCCUCAAACUGGUGUCAGACAUAAUCACUGAUCAGGACAAAGCCAAGGAAGAGGACAAGGAAAAAAAAGAAGUCCCAAAAGACAGAGCAUUGAAAGGAGUGAUGAGAGUUGGAGUCCUGGCCAAAGGCCUGCUUCUUCGUGGGGACAAGAAUGUUAACCUGGUCCUGCUCUGCUCUGAGAAGCCCACCAAGGGCCUCCUCACCCGCAUAGUGGAGCACCUCCCCAAGCAAUUAACAAUGGUAACACCAGAAAAAUAUGAGGUCAAGGGGUCUAUCCAGGAAGCGGCCAUCAUCCUGACAUCCUGUUCGGAGCCGAAGAUGCAAGUGACAAUCACACUGACUUCACCUAUCAUCCGAGAGGAAAACGGCCGGGAUGGAGAUGUAACCUCGGGUAUGGUGAAAGACCCAGCGGACGUCUUGGACAGGCAAAAAUGCCUUGACGCUCUGGCUGCUCUGCGCCACGCUAAGUGGUUCCAGGCUAGAGCCAAUGGACUUCAGUCCUGUGUGAUCAUCAUCCGAAUCCUGCGGGACCUGUGUCAGCGAGUUCCUACGUGGUCGGCCUUCCCAGGCUGGGCCAUGGAGCUGCUGGUUGAGAAGGCCAUCAGCAGUGCUUCUGCCCCACUCAGCCCAGGUGAUGCACUGAGACGUGUCUUCGAAUGUAUUUCUUCUGGCAUAUUACUCCCUGGUGGGCCAGGAUUGGUAGAUCCUUGUGAAAAGAAUCCUGCAGACACCCUAACAGCAAUGGGAGAGCAGCAAAGAGAGGACAUUACCUCAAGUGCCCAGUUUGCUUUGAGGCUGCUGGCAUUCCGACAGAUCCAUAAAGUUUUGGGUAUGGACCCGCUGCCGCAGAUAAACCCUCGAUUCAACAUCCGGAACAACCGCAAGCGGCGCCGCGACAACAGCGACGGGACGGACAGCUUUGAGGGCGAAGGCAAAAAAGACAAGAAGGAUUACGAUAGCUAUUAGGCUUCCCCUUUAACAAUUUAAAGUUGUUUAUAUACAUAUAUAUGUAUUUGUUUUCACUGCAUUUAACAACUGAGUUUGCACUGCCUCCUGUGUAGUGGCUUAAGACCAGUGUUUUUUUCCAGCUUGGUCUUGUAAAACAACAGGUGUACUGGUGUGACUGCAGCUUCACUUGGUACUACAUAAACCAAAAUUUGUCCUAUGUGUAAUGUUUUAGCUGUAUAUUGAUCAGAGUUUAAGUUCAGACCUAAGCCUUUCCUAGAGUAAGCAGUUUUUACCUGAUAUGCUUCUCAAAUAGAAGUAUUCCUGACAUUGGCUUCCUAAGCUCUGCAGCCACUCCUUUCUGGAGAGUUCUUUUUUGUUUUUAAAUUGUGAGGAAAGGCAUUCCUCACAAGAUCUAAAAAUGGAGCCAGAUCUUUGUUUGUUAAAUCUAUAUUGUGGAUCAGAAGGAAAAGCUAAAGAUAAAUGUCAAUGCCUUCGUUCAUGCAUUUUAUAGUUUCAUUCAGAGGUUGACUUAGUUUUGUAGCCAUUGUGAAACACCUCAUUUGGUCUGCAACUUUUGUUUUCUAAAUUGUUCUUUUUGAAUAUUAAUUUCUCUGUGCUUAAUGCAAGUGGUGUUUGAUGCUGUGGUCUUGUCAUGUCUAACGGCUAGGCCGCAAUUAAGUGAACAGAUCCAUGUGGCAUUGCACUGCAGUUCUGAAGAAAAAUGUUAAUUCUCGAGACAUUUAUGUUAGUAGUGAAGUUAUUCCCUAAAUGUAGCUUUAUAUAUGUCUCUUUAAAUUUUCAUAUAUGAAAAUAUUUCUAGAAUCUUGAAAUAGAUAAAAAAGCUUUGAUUUAUGGACAGCAUGACAGUGUUCAAAUCAUUUGUUAUUGUGUUUUGGCUUUUAACAUUUGUUUUAAUGGAAAACUUUACAGGCUUGCUUGCCCUUAUCUUGGUUUGGUGCUGCAUCGUUCAUUUCAGUAACCUAUAUGAAAUUAAAAUUAUGACAGUGGGGGAAAAGCUGUAACUUUGAUGUUGUAAUUGCAGUUCAAUGUAGGUCCAUUCUUGAAUGCCCACCAGGCUGUGUAUUCUGCUUUACAAGGAGCAGAAUAAAUACAUUUCCUGAAGGA
This is a messenger RNA of Myripristis murdjan (pinecone soldierfish), 4422 nucleotides long. RefSeq names its product zinc finger RNA binding protein (gene zfr). Bases 67 to 3315 code for a protein of 1082 amino acids. NCBI's taxonomy places the organism in Eukaryota, Metazoa, Chordata, Actinopteri, Holocentriformes, Holocentridae. The transcript is spliced from 20 exons. Gene Ontology annotation, cellular component: precatalytic spliceosome. Gene Ontology annotation, molecular function: double-stranded RNA binding; single-stranded RNA binding; zinc ion binding. The record is from RefSeq and is a predicted model, not a curated record.